Molecule: messenger RNA, 976 nt
Organism: Ornithodoros turicata
Lineage: Eukaryota; Metazoa; Arthropoda; Arachnida; Ixodida; Argasidae
Product: invertebrate-type lysozyme 2-like
Exons: 4
Coding region: 84-569 (161 amino acids)
Molecular function (GO): lysozyme activity
Source: RefSeq, a predicted model, not a curated record
GAAGGUCGUCUGGGGAAAACCCCGCUCGCACGGGAGUGGGAACAGUAUUGCCUUGGACUCCAUCGGAGCAGCAGCUUCUCACGAUGUACGGCCGUGCCAUCCUAGCAUCCAUACUCGUCCUCUUCUCUUCAGGUGCGUGGGCACAGAACGUGGACGACAUCACCAGGCAAUGUCUUGACUGCAUCUGCUACGCAAGCACGAAAUGCGACCUGAAGACCGCGUGUCAUAAUGCUGGCCCAAAUGCUUACUUCUGUGGCCCCUACCAGAUCUCUUACGCCUAUUGGGCCGACGCCGGGAAGCCAGGGAACUUUGAUCACUUCGAAAAGUGCCUGAAGGACGUGCGGUGUUCCGAGACAGCGGUGGUCAACUACAUGAACAAGUGGGGAACUGACUGCGACGGAGACGGCCAGGUCACUUGUUUCGACUACGCACGCAUGCACAAGGCAGGACGAUACGGCUGUGACGGCAAAUGGGUGGAUGGCACGGAAUACUGGAAGCUUUUCGAAGAAUGCAUGGCUCCUAACGUUAACCAGCCUCUGGAUGCAAGGCGGAAGACUACGCCAAAUUGAGAACACUUGCUCGAAUUAUUUUCAGCUCAUGCCUAAAGCUUUCGUUUCUUCUCAAAUGUUCGAAUGGACCUAGAAAGGAGUAAGGAAAGUGAAAUCUUAUCAUAGUCAUUGGAAAAGAAAAAGUGCAGGCAAUAUACAUUUCGGACGUUAAACAUAUGACGUGAGGCGAGAUCAGUUGCAAUACUACGAUAAACAUUGUUCAUGCCACGUGAUCAAUCUGCUGUCUACAUGUUACAUUGCACUUUUCUCGUCUUCCGUUAUGAAGUGGUAACUGCUGCACUCACUCUGCCAUAUCGCAAUGUGCAGGGUGAUGUUCUGCAGGUAAACAUAUUUGCUUCUUCCUUCCAUUGACGCUGUGAACCUGAUGUGCACCAGAAAAAAGGUGAAAUAAAGUUUAAAAAAUAUGC